Molecule: messenger RNA, 1032 nt
Organism: Castor canadensis (American beaver)
Lineage: Eukaryota; Metazoa; Chordata; Mammalia; Rodentia; Castoridae
Gene: Mplkip
Product: M-phase specific PLK1 interacting protein
Cellular component (GO): nucleus; midbody; centrosome
Source: RefSeq, a predicted model, not a curated record
UUAAUCCACCCCGAAUUCAGUAAUCUAUUUAUCCCGCUGCCCUUUGCGGAACUGUUGUGAGCUGAGAACCAAUGUGCCGUGGCGCACUGGCGGCCGGAGGACUCUUUUAGCAAAGAACUACCAGUUCUCUUGAGGCGGGUCGGCGGAUGCAGUUCCGGUGGGAGAACGCUGCAGUGAGGUCCUUGGCUUCUGUUCCUGAGAUGCACAGACCGAAUUUUCGACCCCCGACUCCUCCUUACCCCGGCCAGGGUGUAGGAAGUUGGGGUAGCGGGAGCAGCUUCCGGGGUACCCCGGGCGGGGGCGGACCGCGGCCGCCUUCCCCUCGGGACGGGUACGGGAGUCCGCACCACACGCCGCCUUACGGACCCCGGUCUAGGCCCUACGGGAGCAGCCACUCUCCGCGACACGGCGGCAGCUUCUCGGGGGGCCGGUUCGGGUCUCCGUCCCCAGGCGGCUACCCUGGCUCCUACUCCAAGUCCCCCGCGGGGUCCCAGCAGCAAUUCGGCUACUCCCCAGGGCAGCAGCAGACCUACCCCCAGGGUUCUCCAAGGACAUCUACACCAUUUGGAUCAGGGCGUGGUAGAGAAAAAAGAAUGUCUAAUGAGUUGGAAAGUUAUUUCAAGCCUUCAAUGCUUGAAGACCCUUGGGCUGGCCUAGAACCAGUAUCUGUAGUGGAUAUAAGCCAACAAUUCACCAAUACUCAGACAUUCACAGGCAAAAAAGGAAGAUACUUUUGUUAACAUUUCUGAAAUUCAACUGGAAGCUUCAUGUGUCAGAACAUCUUGGACAGAAGUUUUUAUUUGUAUAAUUAAGUUGACUUUGAAUAACUGAAUAAUUAUUAGUAGGGCCUUUUUAGUAUUUCUCAUAUCAAGUAUUGAUAUUAGAGAAGAUAGGAUCAUUUACAGUAUUUAGCUGCCUGUAAGUGCCUACUACAUUUAGAAAAAUUAGUUUCUAUAUAUUUCACAUUCCUGGUUAUAUAAUGAACAUUUGUCAUAAUGUUUUUCAAUGCUUUAAAAUAAAACAUUUUGUCUU